CUGUCUAUCUGUAGGUGUCGUCCGGGCUACGCAGAUAUAUCGAGCUCAUUCGAACGGCUGCCUGGCCGACACUGUAUUGAAGCGGUGAACGAAUGUCGGGAUUCAGCGCUGAAUGAUUGCUCCGAGAACGCCAUUUGUGAGGAUGCCAAGGAAGGCAAUCUGGAUAGCUGCGAUCCGAAGAAGCCAAAAUGUGGUAGCAAUGAAGUGUGCAGCGAUCGCAAAGCCCGUGGUCAAUUCAUCUGUGAAUGCGCUGAAAAUGCUUUCCGUUUCAAAGAUGGAACAUGCCGAUUCUAUGCCGCAUGUGUUGGGGAAAACGACUGUGACAAGAAUGCCGUUUGCGCAAAUGCAUUUGACACAUACAAAUGUCAGUGUCGUCCUGGAUACAUUGAUAUAUCGCCGGAUCCGGAACGAAAACCAGGAAGGGUGUGCAAAGAAUGUUGGUUUUUCCCUGAAAAUUUACAAAUUUUUCAAAAUUAG
Gongylonema pulchrum is the source of this 477-nucleotide messenger RNA. The record is from the annotation of a GenBank genome assembly. Lineage: Eukaryota; Metazoa; Nematoda; Chromadorea; Rhabditida; Gongylonematidae.